AUGCCAGCCAAUGGCGGCAAUGGUCCGCUCAAUGUCUACUUCGGGUUCUACGUGGAGAGCCUCGGCAAUUUUCGGGCCACCGAAAUGACAUUCGAUAUGGAUAUGUAUUUGUAUAUGAGCUGGCAGGACGAUUCGAUGAAACACAACAAAUCUCAUUAUAUCUUGAUAAACGAUGUCAACCUUCUUAAUAAGCUAUGGCUUCCUGACUUAUAUUUUGCAAACGCGAGAACCGCAUACUUUCACAAGGUGACAGUCCAUAACUUCAACAUGUUCAUCUCACCGGCAGGGACCAUUUCCUAUGGAACUCGAGUCACUCUGAAUCUUGCCUGCAAUUUGGAUCUCAAGAAUUAUCCACUGGAUCAUCAGACAUGCUAUAUCAAAGUGAUAAGCUACGCGCAUGUUCGCGAGGAGAUGAAUGUCACAUGGUUCCCCAACGAUCCGAUCCGCUUCAAUCCCGACAUCGAUCUGCCGGAAUACCAUAUAAAGGCGCUUGAUAAGGAUUAUUGCCAGGGUGUCUUCUUGUACACCCUAACGCAUAAUUCGUCUCGAAUUGGCGAUUUCAGCUGCCUUUUGGGAAUGCUCAAACUGAAAAGAGCUAUCGGAUUUCACUUGGUGCAAAGCUAUAUUCCCACCGGCCUCAUCGUCGCCAUCUCAUGGGUCUCGUUUUGGAUUGAUCGACGCGCGGUGCCGGCGAGAGUCAGCCUCUCGUUUACCACAUUGCUCACGCUGAGCACACAGGGAAAUGGUAUCCGCUAUGCACUUCCUGCCGUCUCCUACGCAAAAGCCAUUGAUUACUUUUAUGGAGUUUGCAUGCUUUUCAUAUUCGGCGUCCUUCUGGAAUUCGCUCUGGUCAAUAGCUAUAUGAGGAGGGCGAACAAGUACAAUCACAUGGCUGAGAAGAUUCAAAAUUCGUAUGGCGGCAAACCUAUUAUUGCUGACUACGAUUCGGAUUACGACGAAGGCCCGACGAAAUACUAUGGGCAUUUGAAUAAGAAUUCGGCGCAUUUGAUGUUCAAGUCAUUGCAAUUUUCGAGAAAAGCGCUUUCGAUUGACAAGGCCGCGAGAUUCUUGUUUCCAUUUGUCUUCACGCUAUUCAACGUGUUCUACUGGACGUACUACCUCCGCGAGCCAUCGGAGCCGGCCAAUCCCAGCAAAUGA
Molecule: messenger RNA, 1158 nt
Organism: Caenorhabditis bovis
Lineage: Eukaryota; Metazoa; Nematoda; Chromadorea; Rhabditida; Rhabditidae
Source: the annotation of a GenBank genome assembly